GCUGCAUAUUGUUAUAAUGCUUUCUUCCAAGACCUUGAACCUUACGCUUGCACCAAAGUUCUCCAGCUUCCGUCGAGGACUCGUGCUUCCGCGCCACUCGAUUAAAGCAAUGGCGACCCCCGUGACCACCAUCUAUGUCAAGGGCGACCCGGCCAAGAACAAGCUGCUGGACUGCCCCUUCUGCCACCGCGUGCUACUGGCGUACGAGGCCAAGAAGCUACCCUACAAGAUGGAGUACAUUGACUUCGACAACAAGCCCGCCUGGCUGCUGGAGGCCAGCGGCGGCAAGGUUCCCGUGAUCAAGGAGGGUCCCGAUGCGCCGUACAUGCCUGACAGCGAUGUCAUUGUGGUGCACCUGGAGAAGCAGCACCCCGAGCCCUCGCUGCAGUCCUCCGUGCCAGCAGAAAUCGGCGCCAAACUGUUCCCCAACUUCCGUGCCAUCCUGAUCGGCCCGGCGGCGGAGGUGGCCGACAAGGUGGCCGCGCUGGAGGAGCAGCUGGCGGGCAUGGAUGACUACCUGAGGCAGCACGAGGCCCAGGGUCCGCUGUUCGGCGGGCAGCACCUCAACGGCACCGACUGUUCGCUGGCGCCCAAGCUAUACCAUGCUGUGGUAGCGCUCAAGCACUUCAAGGGCUGGGAGCUGCCGGCCAGGUUCACGGCGCUGCACAAGUACUUGGCCGCACUCAAGGCGCUGCCCGAGUGGCAGCAUGUGGACUACGGCACAGAGGCCAUCAUCGCCGGCUGGGAGCGCCACAUCAAGCACGCGGCGGCGGGCACGGGGCAUCACUGAGGGGCGUUGCAGUUGGAACGGAGCGCGUUUGAGGGCUUACGGAGGGGAGCGGCGACUGCCGUUGUAGGGUCUACGGCAGGAGAGCGGAGCGGUCCUGCAGCGCCGGCAGCAUACACAGCAUUGCGACAUAGUGCCGAGGAGGCGCUGGCGUGUCUUAAUACACAGAGAUGUUAGUACUCUGGCAGGUCUUGACGAGUUUCGUACAAUAUGUGCGUGCAGGGGCCGUGUCAGCACCAGCGCAUUACAGGCAGGCCAUAUUGUGUCAAUAUGAAUGAGCUUGAAUGAGCGUGUGCCUGACUGACCAAUUGCGGCAGUGGGCAUGUGUUCUGAAGAACAGUGUAGCUAGUGAAGCUGGCACUCAAUGCUGGUCGUGCGUAGCGCACGCUGUAACUGUCCGAGUUGCAUUAUGGAGUCUGCCAGUAGCGAGGCGUGUUGCAGGGCGCUGUACGCACGAAUGCUCGAUGCUUUGCUGCCGGUCUCGUGUGUCUUGGAAGAGUUGCGAGUGGUCGGGUUUCGGUUACAUGUUGCAAGUCGGUUUGCCGUAUUGCCGAGAGUCAAAUUGUGUCCUUGUGUCGAAUUAAGUCAAAGCGUUGCCUGGAUUCAGGAAGGCGAACCAAGGAUGGACUAACAGAGAGGUGGCCAGCCGGCCAGUCCGAAGUGUGACAGUGGCGCCGCCCGCAGCAUCUGGGUAGCAUAGCGGUCAGGGCGGAUAUCGAUGGAGAUGAAGUGCGGCAUGAAGCCUUAAGCGACAUCUAACUUUUACCCGUUUGAAGCCGGAAACUACCAUAUCCCAAUGCUGUUGGACGCGAAGGUAGUAAGGUACUUGACACCGUGGGAACGGCCAGAACAGGCCAGGAUGUGCCUGCAACACGGGCACCGGCGUUCUGCGGCAGCCUGCGCCGCGGCCUGAAAGGCCAUAGGGUAGGGUAGCACAGGGAAUCGGUUUCAAGAGCCAAUAUUGAUCAGCGUGACCAGUAAGUAAAGCAGUACCA
Messenger RNA from Chlamydomonas reinhardtii, 1782 nucleotides. RefSeq lists its product as uncharacterized. Gene Ontology annotation, molecular function: glutathione dehydrogenase (ascorbate) activity. The coding region runs from base 110 to 790 and encodes 226 amino acids. Gene Ontology annotation, biological process: cellular oxidant detoxification; ascorbate glutathione cycle. The transcript has 6 exons. Lineage: Eukaryota; Viridiplantae; Chlorophyta; Chlorophyceae; Chlamydomonadales; Chlamydomonadaceae. The record is from RefSeq and is a predicted model, not a curated record.